UCCGAAUUUGGCGGGAGCUUGAGUAGCCAGGAACCUGUUUUUGCACGGCCGGUUCACAAUGGCGACCCACCGUUCCCCGACGAAUAAGACGUGUCCCCGAGGCGGCCGGGUUGUUUGUUAUUGAACGAGCUCGUUUUUUCAUGUUGAGGUUCUCGUCACGAAACAUGCGAUGCUCACGCCGAAGAAACGGCAUUGUCAUCGCAGCUAGCCGUGUUGUCGUUCUCCAUCGUGCGCACGCAACGUAUGAUGAUGAUGCUGAUUGCGGUGCAGAUGAUAAUGAUGAUGAUGAUGAUGACGAGGACGGUGGCGUUGUUGAUGACUACGACGAUGUCGGUGAUGAUGAUGAUGAUGGUGUUGAUGAUGUCGUUGAUGAUGAUGAGGAUGAUGAUGAUGAUGAUGAUGAUGAUGGUGUUGAUAAUGAUGACAACGAUGAUGAUGAUGAUGAUGAUCAUUUGGUGCGUAAUGGAGGCGACCUUCUCGACACCACGAAUCAUGGAGUCGAUGUUCUCGACACCACAGAUGAUGAGUCCCGAGACGCACAUUCGCAUGGCAGAACCAUUUCGUCCUUGCACGAGAUCCGUGCGCUGUGCGGCGGUUGUGAGUCGAACGGGGCAGCGGGGGAAGGGGGGGACCUGGGUUCCGGCGAGGCUACACAUGUGCAGCGGGAGGAUGCCAGAGGUCUGUUUGACGAUAGCGAAGAUGAGGCGACACCGCGUCCACCGUUUUCGACGUCGAGGGAAAGAGACUGGUCCGUGCUGUCCAUACCUGGGGUACGACAAGAGGUCGCAGCGGAUCCGAGAGAAGAGGCAGUCCAGUGUGGGUCCGACUUGGAGCCCGGCGAGGGCCAUGGCGCGGAUGACAAGGCUGUGGGCGGUGAGGGACCGCAGGGGACUCCCCAAAAAAGGAGGGGAGAUUGUCAAGAGGACGUGGUAAGCUCUUCAAAGAAACAAAAGACGAGGACCCCGAAGACUACGGGAGAAAAACGGAAGGGAAAGGGGGUGGAGGAGGACCACCCGGGUAGCAAACGUCCGGCUUCAAAACAGAAACAGCCUGCGUCAGGACCUUCCACGACAAGGCCUGUCAUCGACGUGGAUGCCGGGUACUUCCUGGAGUACAAGGACGGCGUCAGGACAAGGCGGGAUUUUGAGAUUAGCCCGGCUCAGAUCGUCGACCUCGGGGAGUGGGAGGAUCUUUACAACCAGCGAUCGUUGGAUCCUGUUCUCGUGGAAACGAUAAAAGAAGCAAUGCAGUAUGCGUUCGAAAAUAAAAAGCAGACGUACGAGUUGCCGAUCUUCAAGCUCGCACCACUGGGGCUUCAAAAACCAACUCCCGGGACCAAGCCUCAACGUUUGAAGCCGGAGGAGUGGAAGGACGAGCUGGUGGGAGAAUACUACUACUACGCGGUGUGCGGGCAGCAUAACGCGGCGGCAGCCCGGUCGCUGCUCGGGAGCGAGGUGGCCAAGAAGUACAAUUUUGAGCGGUGGCCGGCGCGAAUGCCUUACUUUUCGGACGACGACUUCGAAGGGUAUUUUCUUGUUAGUUCACAGAACAACAAGAAGGACCUGAAGGCGCCUCCCAGACAGUUGAAGCUGUCUAUGAAAGACAUUCGGUGGAAGUGGAAGCAUGACGGCUGCCCGAGAGCUGUGAUGGGGCACCCUAGCGGUAAACAAGAUCAGGUCCUGGCUUGGCGUAAGUUUUGUACAACGGUGCUCCAUAAGGCGCCUCACAUCAACUUGUGGAUUCUCGCGGAUCAAAAGGAAGAGGAGGCCCUUAAGAAGCAAAAUGUUGCCCUGCGUUCUUAUUUCCCUCUCGCGAUGGCAGGAGGAAAUGUCUGGAAACUGGCCCUGGAAUUUUUCGAAAAAUGGGAGACAGGCAAAAAGGAGAAAGAGGAGGGCGAUUGGUUCGUGCAAGUGCCCGACCCGAACGCGCAUUGUUGGAAAGCAAUGGAAUCACUCACGGACAAUGAGAAGUGUCGAGUUCUAAAGAAGGUGCUUGCUUCCGAGGUCGUUUGGGUCCAGGCCGGCUCCCCGUCAUUGGUGAAGUUGGGGAAGCUCAGCGUGCAGGACAUGGUGCAGUUGGUGAAGUGCGACCGCUUGCUGCUCCGUUUGUGGAAUUAUUACCAGUUCAAACACGGGAAGAGGUCGGACGCGGAUUGGAUCCAAAGGUACCCUUUUAUGAAAUCGAGGUCUGCAGUGUUCAGGAAGUUUGAAAGUCAGGGAUUGGAUGACGAGUUGUGGGAUAACAGCAGGAAACACGUUUCGGACUCGGCGUUGUUCAAGGACUUCCCGCCGUACCUGGGUUGCAACCAGGACAACUCGAUUGAGGUGACGGAGAAGUCGGCGGGACACAAGAAGUUGUCCGUCGACUGGAGAAACAAGGUUCUCUCCGUGUUGAAUGAGAGCAGAGUGAAGAGCCGGGAGGUCGCUAUCAGCCCGUCUAGAACAAGUCGGCGUAUAAGCAUUGACAAAGUUAUCGACGGUAUCCUCGGCGACCACAACGUGUCUGCCCGUCUGUUCACAAUGUCUGACAACGACGAAACUGGCAACGUCACGUCUCCCGUUGCAGUUGCCCUAGCUUCGUCGCCGCCGAAGUCCCUGGUCCUGCCGGCCACCCUUGCCGCCGGAGAGGAAGGCGAGGUCGGGGGACGACAACAUGUCACGUCCUCAAAAAAAUCGAGGGUCGGUGGUCAAGCUCUCGAUGUGCUCGCUUUGCCCACGCCAAAUUCCCCAUCAAAGGAGCGGAGAGAGAAACAGACUGGUAAGCCGUGAAGAACGCCACACUGCCUGCGCGUCCGGAUGUCGUCAGAUUACAGUCCGCGCUGUGCACACGACGGC
Molecule: messenger RNA, 2834 nt
Organism: Chara braunii
Lineage: Eukaryota; Viridiplantae; Streptophyta; Charophyceae; Charales; Characeae
Source: the annotation of a GenBank genome assembly